GCCGCGCGCCGGAGGUCACCCUCUUGCCCAGGGUCGCUCCCUGCGGGCGGCCGCUGCUGGUGGCGUCCUCGCAGGUCCGGCGGCUCGCGGCCCGCGGGGGCGACGAGCCCGUGCUGGUGGCGUCCUCGCAGGUCCUCGCGGCCGACGCCUCGCCGGUCAUGGGCGACCACUUCUGGCUGGCCCAGUACUCCGGGUCCUUCUGCACUGGCCGCUACCAGGCGUUCGCGCUGCGGUUGGAGUACAUGCUGCAGACCACCAUGCCCGAGGGCAGGACCCCCGAGGUGGUGUGCAGCAGGCUGGAGCGGAACAGCACGGACAGCUCCUACGUCGUGCGCUCGUGCCCAGGCAGCGCGGCAAGCGGGUGCUCGGCCGACUGCGGCAGCUGUGUGCAGGACAUGGUCCGCCACUUCACCCUGGACCGCUGCGCGGCGGGGUGGAAGCUCCACCAGGGCGCCGCUCCGGAGGACUGCGCCGGCGAGCGCAAGGAGUGCGCCGGCCUCAACCAGGUGGACGUGGGGCUGUCCAGGUGGUGCAACCGCUGGCCCGUUGCGGGAGAGACCUCUUCCGCAAAGAGUUCGGAUGAAUUGAGCGGGAGCGCGGCGGCCUGA
Messenger RNA from Prorocentrum cordatum, 608 nucleotides. The record is from the annotation of a GenBank genome assembly. Lineage: Eukaryota; Dinophyceae; Prorocentrales; Prorocentraceae.